Molecule: messenger RNA, 1054 nt
Organism: Thunnus maccoyii (southern bluefin tuna)
Lineage: Eukaryota; Metazoa; Chordata; Actinopteri; Scombriformes; Scombridae
Gene: sypb
Product: synaptophysin b
Exons: 7
Coding region: 54-932 (292 amino acids)
Cellular component (GO): synaptic vesicle membrane; presynaptic active zone; synaptic vesicle
Source: RefSeq, a predicted model, not a curated record
CGCCUCCAUCCCUCCGCCCCUCUGAUCCUCUUAUCAGCGAGUAAGCGGCCAAGAUGGAUGUUGUAAACCAGUUGGUGGCCCAAGGGCAGUUCACAAUAAUCAAACAACCGCUGGGAUUUAUUAAAGUUCUACAAUGGAUCUUUGCAAUCUUCGCCUUCUCAACAUGUGGCAGUUACUCUGGCAUGUUCAAGCUGAGCGUGGAGUGUAAAAACCGGUCGGAGAGUGACCUAGGCAUAGAAGUAGAAUUUGAAUAUCCAUUCAGGCUCCAUCAGGUGUACUUUGAUGCCCCCUCCUGUAAGGGAGGGAACCCCGAGCGUCUAUUCCUGGUCGGGGACUACUCUUCCUCAGCUGAGUUCUUUGUCACCAUCGGUGUCUUCUCCUUCCUCUACUCUAUGGCAGCCCUCUCUGUAUACUGUUUCGUACUGGAGAAAUACCGUGAAAACAGCAAGGGGGCCCAGAUCGACUUUGUUGUGACAGCGGUGUUCGCCUUCAUGUGGCUGGUGUCCUCGUGUGCUUGGGCUAAGGGUCUGUCAGAUGUGAAAACAAACACAGAUCCAGAAAAGGUCAUCUCCUACAUCUCAGCCUGUGAUGAACAAGAGAAUCGCUGCCGUGAAGUUUACGACCCCAAAGUCUCUGGCCUCAACACCUCUGUGGCUUUUGGCUUCAUCAACCUGAUCCUGUGGAUAGGAAACCUGUGGUUCGUGUUCAAGGAGACCGGCUGGAUGGCUGCCUUCGCUGGAACAUACGUCCCAUCACAAGAAAAGCAGCCUGCUCCUGAUUCCUUUGCCCAGGGUGGCUACGGUGAGCAGGACCCCUAUGCCGGUUCCCAGGGAGGGUACCAACCCGACUAUGGCCAGCAGGGAGGCUACGAGGAUGGAGGCUACAACCAGGGCUAUGAGCAGCAGCCCACUUCCUACUCUAAUCAAAUGUGAGCCUGUCCAGUCAAACUACAGCUGCAGGAUGGGUGACCUUGUGACUAUGGAGUGUGGCUCUCAACCACCACCUGCAUUUCCGCACUCCUCUGUUUGUCUGUUUGUGUAUUUGUGAGUUGACA